Macrobrachium nipponense is the source of this 2691-nucleotide messenger RNA. Its product is annotated as zinc finger protein 226-like. Lineage: Eukaryota; Metazoa; Arthropoda; Malacostraca; Decapoda; Palaemonidae. Gene Ontology annotation, cellular component: nucleus. The record is from RefSeq and is a predicted model, not a curated record. Gene Ontology annotation, biological process: regulation of transcription by RNA polymerase II. The coding region runs from base 1 to 2691 and encodes 896 amino acids. Gene Ontology annotation, molecular function: DNA-binding transcription factor activity, RNA polymerase II-specific. The transcript has a single exon.
AUGGGUAAAUCUGGUUUGGUAAAACCCUUCUCUCUUGAGCUGUACGAUGUGCACAUUGAAGAGGAUACGGCAGAUUAUGUUGAGGUUGAAGUAUACGACAAAGAUGCUGAGAGAGAACCUAUGAUUAUUGUUAAGAAUUUAGUAGGAAAUGUUCUUAAUGUGUCAAAUAUCAGUGAGGAAACUUUAAAUUCACAAUAUGGCACACUUCUUGAACAUACCACUUCUCCAAAGGGAAGGGCUAAAAAGAAUGUUGAUAAAACUAAAAAAUCCUUAAGAAAAAGUAAGGACAACUUGCAGGAACUGAAGUGUAGUGCUUGCCAAAAAGUCUUCUCUGAUUCCUCAGAUUUCCAUAAACAUGCGGAGAUCCAUCGUUCAGAAAAACUUUAUCAGUGUGACCAGUGUUGCAAAACAUUCAGGCAACUGAAUCACUUUAAUAUGCACAAACAGAUUCACACAGAAAGAUCCUUCAAGUGUGACAUAUGUUUGGAGAUUUUGAAAUCAAACUCGUCUUUAAAAUCUCACAUGAAAAAGCAUUUAGGAGUGAAAAAUUAUGUUUGUAAUGUAUGCCCUGCUGCUUUUCAUUCAAAAUAUGAGUUGAAGAUACACAACAUCAAACAUGCAGGUGACUUGCCUUACAGUUGCUUAGUCUGUGGUGACAAGUUUCCUGUCAAGUCCAGGUUGAAGCGUCAUAUGAUGAUUCACACUGGAGAACGACCUUUUCAGUGUGAAGUGUGUGGAGUAAUUUUCCGUGAACAGCUUACUUUAGAUAUUCACAUGAGCGUCCAUUUAUCCCGCAGACCUUUUGUUUGUGAUGUAUGUGGGGAAAAGUUUUCUCGCCUCAAUGGUUUGACAUUGCACCAAAGAGUUCAUAAAACUGAUGACACUUAUUCUUAUGUGGCCAAGAGGAAGAGCAGUGAUGAAAAAGAUAGUCUCUCCUCAGCAAAACCACCAGAUAGUAACUCAUUCAUAGAAAAUUGCAUGGGUGAUGAACUGGUCUCAAAAAUAGACAGUUCUCAUCCUCUAGAGACGAGAUUGGAAAGUAAAACAUUGAAUUUUCCAGUUAUUGAGACUUCGACUUCUCUGAAGGUUGAUGGAACAUUGCCUACUUGCUCAAGUGAGACCACAUCUGCAGCUAGAUGUAACCUAGAAAAAUGUUUGUCAGAGGUUGAAGGGACAAAUAUACCUCAUCCAGGUGUUAUUCGGGAUGUGCUUUCAUCUGGCACAAUCUUAAAGUCACAAGAGGAUGGUAAGGGGUAUUUUAUAAUGUUGCCUAGGACACUAACUGAGAAAAAUUGUACUUUGUACACUGCGUACCCAUCGUCAGUAGUUUCUUCUAGUAAAAUCAAUGAGAGUCAGGUUACUUCAGACAAAGAUAAUGAACAGGAUUCACAAAAUAAUGAUAUCUUGUUUGCAAGUGAUGGUCACACUGACUCUGCUAGACAUUCUGCCAUUCAGUAUAAUCAGGAAAGUGAUGCUGAAGAAGUGGUUACUAAAUUCAAGAAGGUAAAGAAACUUAAAAGUACAAUCUGUGAUGAUGCUGCAAGUGAAAGCGGUUUAUACUCAAGGAAAAUGGAAAGAUCAACAAAGAAGAAAGUGAAAAAAGCUAACGGGAGUAAAUUUUACCAGUGUGAUCAGUGUGGAAGAAAUUACAAAACUUCAUCUAACCUGAAUGUCCACUUGCGCACACAUACAGGUGAACGACCCUAUUACUGUGACUUUUGUGGGAGGGGUUUCAAACAGAUGGCUCACCUCCAAAGUCAUGUCAGGAUUCACACGGGGGAAAAUCCAUACCAGUGUGAUUUGUGUGAUCAGGCUUUUAACCAGUCAUCAAGAUUGAAAUAUCAUAUACAAAACAAGCAUGUCAGUGUAAGAAAAAAGAGGGUGAAAGUUGCCAAGCAGUAUUAUGUAAGAAAUUUCUAUUGUAAAAUUUGUGACCAUACCUUCAUUGAUUCUUGCUAUAAAAGUGAUCAUAUGAGAACUCAUUUACAGGACAGAGAAUCCAAAGAAAUUCCUGAAAGUUCAAAAAGAAACAUAAACUUACAACAUGAUGUCCAACAAAGUGUCGAUUUUGGUAUUUGUGAGUUGUGUGGUUUUCAAUACAAAGAUGUUAAAGCAUUAAGAUUGCAUAAAGAGGAAUCACAUGGAAUAACAGAAGAAGCCAAAGAAACUGCAGAUAUGCUGAGCAAUUCCACCUGUUCUGCUGAUUCUAUUAAUCAGGCCAAAGAAUGUACUGGCUCAAGUUAUACCAAGGCAGAUAGCAUAAUAAACAAGGAGACAUCAACCAAAGAUUGUGUUCCAUGUAUAAAACCUUUGAACUGUGGGAAAUACGAAUGCUCAGUUUGUCACAAAACCUUCAACACUAGGUCUAAUGCAAAUAUCCACCUGAGACUACAUAGCAAUGUCCGGCCCUAUGUUUGCAGUGAUUGCGGAAAGGCCUUUAGGCAAAUAUCUCAUCUCAAAGACCACGUUAAAAUGCAUACGGGGGAAAAGCCUUUCAGUUGUAGUGUUUGUUAUGCAGCCUUUGCACAGUCCUCAAGUGUCAAAGCCCACAUCAAAAAAUGUCACAAAGGACAAGGUUCUACAAUUAAGAGUAAAAAGGAGCAAAAUAUCAAGCAAGAGUUUAUUACAGUUGAAAGUGUUUCUCCAGCAUCCAAUGAUACUUUGGUUGUUAGCAUUGAAAGUAGUCACUGA